Molecule: messenger RNA, 2031 nt
Organism: Stylophora pistillata
Lineage: Eukaryota; Metazoa; Cnidaria; Anthozoa; Scleractinia; Pocilloporidae
Product: GRAM domain-containing protein 4
Biological process (GO): negative regulation of toll-like receptor 9 signaling pathway; apoptotic process
Source: RefSeq, a predicted model, not a curated record
AUGCUUCGAUCUGCUUUUCGUGGAAAGCAAGCAGCUGAUUCGACUAAAGAUGAGAAUCAAGGAAAGAGUUCUCAUGGAAGACCGCACUUCUUCUUUCACCGCGAUGUAGGUCACGAAGAUGCUAAAAAUUCGAAUGGUGAUCAUCGUGAAAAUUUAAACGCACUUGUCGCGGAGGCAGUUGAUUACAAUACAAAUGACGAGGUUCUAACCACAGAUUUCAACCACGAUUUUCACGAAUCCACCCACAGUAGCAGCUCCGAUAAGGAAAGCUUGAAUGAAGAAGAUGGCUCUACGAAACCUUGUACGUCACACGAGCUUCAUGUUGGCAAGGUGGACUGUGAUCAAAGGGUUACUCACAAUAGAGGGGGGGAAUUUUCAAGCUCAGAAAGAGAGAUAUAUGAAACCCAGCUUGCUCAACUGCAAGAACAGCUUCUUAACACCAUGAUCGAUUAUCAGGACAUGAGUGCACAAGUGGAAAAGCUGAAGGCCGUGGAUAUUCACAAACUUCAAAAGGAAAUCCAAGAAGAAAGAGCAAAAAAUAAUGAACUAAGAGAGAAGCUUAAACAAAAACAGAAAUCAUCCAGUUCAAAACUACAUAGGAAAAAUGCAAGUAGAAUCGAUCCAAGAUCAAGGAGUGGUUAUCAGGGAACUGUCGACUCAGAAGGAGACCGUGGUGAUGACUGGGUGCAUCUUGGAAGAGAGGAUGAGCCACAUUCCUCAUUGCAUGUCACAAAUGGCAGACAUGGAACUCAACCAGAAGAAAAUCAGGAAACAUAUGAAAUGCUUGGUGGUAGUCAAACAAGAGAUCAGUUAGAGGAACAGGCAGCUCUUGAAUCUGUUGACAGAGAAAGCCACAGAGUGCAGCAUGUCAAAACAAAACUGGAAAUCUGGAAAGCAAAAGCAGUUGACAUGUUGGCGGACAGACUGUGGGAUUUCGUUAAUGAUGAACCUGAAGACACUGAGGAGGAGGAUGGGGAGGGUGACCCCUUGGCCAUCAAGACGCUCAGGGAAAACAUCAACAGAUUCAGUGCUGGAAUUAAACCAAUAACAGGUUUUAUCAAGUCUGUUGGAAAGGUGUUAACAUGGUCAAAUCCAACAGCAUCUUUUUUGAUAUUUGUGGUGUACAUGUAUUCUGUUUGGUAUGGAUAUCUUCUUUCCUUGAUCCUUUUUACUAUGAUCUGGAAGCUCUUUAUGAAUUAUCUCCAUGCCAAAGGCAUUGCCAGAUUUCUGGGAUUCAUGGACAAAUCAAAAGAAGAAACAAGCCAACCAGAAGAUCACAGUUGGUCAGAUAAAUUUCAACUGGUUUUGCAAGUGGCAAGGAAAGUACAAAACACACUUGGAAAAAUGGCAAACUCCCUGGAAAAAGUGAAGAACUUAUUGACUUGGCAACAUCCUGUGGCAACAAGGAAGCUCUUUACAGUACUUAAUGUCGCAUUUGUGGCAUCUUUAGGGCUCAAAGGACCAACAUUGUUCAUGUUGAUUGGAUUAUCUUUUGGAAUAAAGCUGUUCAUUGUGAACCCUAUAUAUCAUCGUUUUCCAAAGGUUAAGAGGCGAUAUGAUGGUACUGCCAAGUUAUGGGAAGAACUACCAACUGAAGCAGACUUGGUUGUGUCGCAAAAUGUAGUGAAUGGCAAUCAAGAGAACUUAGGGCGUUCUACAUCGGCGACUUCUUUGUCAACGCCAAGUGGCAGUUCAUCAGAGCACCAUAUCAGUCCUUAUUCAAAUCCCUUGGCCGAGAAAUUUAAGCUACCAUCAAGUGAAACCGUUUUGCCAGGUUGGGAAGAAGGUAAAAGAUGUGCUUUGCUGGACAAAGACAAACCUUUUUCCAGUGUUAAACAUGGAAAAUUGUUUCUGACUCAAAGUUAUUUAUGCUUUGAGAAGACGAGAUCGUUAAGAGGAAAGCAGAUCGUUAUUAAACUGGAUACUAUUAUCAGCUUGAACAAGGCGAAGCCAAUAGCAAUUAUGCCAGGAACGGGGAUGGCCUUAGAAUUUAACGUUAGAGGAGUUNACGGGAGCUCUUUUGAUUUCUAG